GAGCUGAAGGAGAAGUAAUAGGAAUCCUUGAGUUUUGGGUGUGUUUACACCCUCAGGUGGAACUCACAGAACUUCAAAUGGAAAGAGCCACAAGCAGAACAGCUGUUAGACAGACCAGAGGUUUGGAAUGGGCUCAUGGGGAAACAGAGGAGAUGUAUGAUUACGGCGUAGGGAUACCCAAUGAGCUUGAGGUGGUACUGGAGCGCUGUGUGGGCCUCAGUACUCGCUGGCCAGGAAUACUCCCUGAUGCAUACUUAACGUAUCGCCUUUAUGACCUACCACCUCAUUCUACACCCAUAAUUCAGUGCUGUGUGGAUCCUGUCUUUGAGGACUCAGCGAGCUAUCCAUUAGCUGUUACCACAGAUGUAUUAGAAUACCUGAAUGUGGGCAGUCUGUGGGUUUAUGUGUUUGAUGACAGCGAAAGUCAGACUCCUCCCACUUAUUUGGCAAAGACACCAAUUCCACUACGAGCCCUUGCAGUAGGCAGACCAAUCAGAGGUGAUUAUGUGCUUAGAGACCCUGCUGGCAGUCCAAGAGGAAUGGUAAGGGUCACUCUCAGGUGGAAAUACCCCUUCCAGUCACCUGAGACACCAUCAAGGCAAAGAGAAGGAACAAAGAAAGAGAGGAUGGUGCCGAGCACUGAGGUGUCACAGAGACCAAUUGCAAAGCCCAGGUCCCAGCUUCGGCUUCCACCAGACCAUGGAGCCAAGACCAAUGACAUUCACCAAUCCACACCCAUUAGAAACCUUAAAAGAGGUUCAAUCUUACCCCUUCAGUCUCCAACCAUUCAGGUGUCUGAACCCUCUUCGAAUCAUCAGAAAUCCUCUAUCAGUGCAGGCCAACCAUCAAGGUCAGUUAGAAGGAAGCAACAACGCACUGCAGCAUUACCUGUUCAGGAAAAAGUGAAACCUACAACACCCACCAUGUCUAUUAAGUCAACUGAGUCCAAACAAUUUAUGGACUUCAGACCAUCUUCCUCAGAGCGGAGCACCCCUCGCAGCCAAAGGAGCUUUCGAAGCAACUCAGAACAGGAAGAUGAAGAACAAGAGGAUGAAACAGAACAUAGAACUCAAAGUGAUGUAGACGCCCUUCAGUCUGAUGAAUCAAGAGAUUCAAAUGGAAGUGAUGUCAUCAUAAUCCCUCACCCUCCAAAGCCACGUAAAAAGGGAGACAGACUCAGAGUGGAAAUCCUGUCACUCUCUUUUAACCCUUCUUCCAGUGUUGCACUUGACCAUUCAGUGCACCAGGUGUAUGUAGAAUAUCGUCUUCUAGGUAUUCCAAUGGAGACAACAGAAACGCCCAUGUCUCUGCGUAAACCAACAGAUGGAGAGGAAAUACAUUAUAACUUUACACGAGUUAUUCAUGUGAAUUCAUUGGAAGCAGCUCCUCUGAGACAUUACCUCUACACCAUGCUGGAAGGCACAGACCCCAACCAGGGCAGGUUAAAGUUCACAGUAGUCAGUGAGCCCAUGAAUGAGCAAGAAGAAUGUGAAGAUGUCGGCUAUGCCUUCUUGGAUUUACGAGAACUUCUUCUGACUGGAAAUGAUGUUAUUGAAGAACAGAUUGAUGUUGUCAGCGCAGAUGAAGAGCAGGAUGUGGUUGGAAAGCUGAAAGUAUCUGUAGAGGCCGCACAGGCUCUGACUGGAAUCUAUCAGGAAUAUCAUCAGAUUGUGAAGAGGGAUAGAAGAGAAACCAAAAACAGCACAGAGGAAGAGGAGGAGGCAGGAGUGAUACAGAAAAACAAUGAGUUGCAUGUGCUUGAUUUUGAAGUUGAUGAAGACAGCGAUUUUUACUGAAACUCUACAGUCUGAAGAUAUGCUCAAACCAAGCCAUGGUCUUAUAAGGAACAUCACUGGAUUUUUUUUUUUUUUUUUACCCUACAGCAAAAAUGUUGCUCUUGUGACAUUCUGACCUCAGUCUCAACUUAUCAAAUCCUUUGAUAUUGUCAUGUUUCAAUGAUUCUAAAUGUGGAAGUGGUUUUAGCCACAAAAUGAUUUUAUAUUAUAUUAUGGUGCAGUUGGGCAAGAUAAAAAUCUCUAGAGAUGAAGAUGUGGCUUGGAAAAAAAAAGGAAGUGAAAUAACUUCCUUUUGACUCA
Messenger RNA from Megalobrama amblycephala (Wuchang bream), 2096 nucleotides. Its product is annotated as X-linked retinitis pigmentosa GTPase regulator-interacting protein 1-like. Lineage: Eukaryota; Metazoa; Chordata; Actinopteri; Cypriniformes; Xenocyprididae. Gene Ontology annotation, biological process: non-motile cilium assembly; retinal rod cell development. Gene Ontology annotation, cellular component: photoreceptor connecting cilium. The record is from RefSeq and is a predicted model, not a curated record.